GGAAGAGGAAUCAAGUUGAAAACAAAUGAAUGGGUGUUGAAAGAAAGCGAUUUUGAGAGGUUUGACUUUGUGAUAGUUGGAAGAUCUCAUCCUCUCUAUAUUCCUCGUCUCGUUCGGAGAGAGCCACAAAAGACCAAACAACAUCACCAGACAAACAAACGCAGAUAGAUCACUUUGACGGCGCACUGAAUCGUGCUACCUUUGACCUCCCCCUCAACUGAAUUCUUGAUUGGUGACUGUGUUUGUUGCUUUCCGCGGAUGAUGCUACCGAUUGUUGUAGGAUGACCAGGUUGAUCAAGGUGUGGUGAUCAGAAACCCUCACAAAAGGGAGCCAUGUCAAGGGAAUGAAGCUUGGAUUCGAGGAGAGUAAAUGGGGUGUAUAAUUGGCAGAGAAGUGUCAUCGGGAAUAAUCUCCGAGGUGAAGGAGGAGAAGAGUGUGAGUGUUGAAUCAAACAAGAAAGUUGAUGAAGUGCCCACAAGCAGUGCUGAGGAGAACGUGGUAGAGGCUCUGAAUGGUGAGAAGGAGAAAGAGAAGGAGAAGGAAGAGAAUGGUGGUGGCGAUGGAGUCCGGGGAACGAAGGAUGACAGAAGAAGGUCAAAGCCAAAUCCAAGGCUAAGUAAUCCACCGAAGCAUUUGCAGGGGGAGCAAGUAGCAGCUGGGUGGCCACCUUGGCUAACAGCAGUGUGUGGUGAAGCUCUUAGUGGGUGGAUUCCGCGAAAGGCUGACACAUUUGAGAAAAUUGAUAAGAUUGGUCAAGGAACUUAUAGUAAUGUAUACAAAGCUAAAGACACAUUGACGGGUAAGAUUGUUGCACUGAAGAAGGUUCGAUUUGACAAUUUGGAACCUGAGAGUGUAAAAUUCAUGGCCAGAGAGAUUCUUAUUUUGAGAAGAUUGGAUCAUCCCAAUGUUAUAAAGCUAGAAGGUUUAGUUACAUCCAGAAUGUCCUUGAGUUUGUACCUGGUGUUUGAUUACAUGGUGCAUGAUUUAGCUGGACUUGCUGCAAGCCCUGACAUAAAAUUUACAGAGCCACAGGUUAAAUGUUACACUCAUCAACUGCUAUCAGGACUUGAGCACUGUCAUAGUCGAAACGUACUUCACCGUGAUAUUAAAGGAUCAAAUCUUCUUAUUAACGAUGAAGGGAUACUUAAAAUUGCUGACUUUGGCCUUGCAUCUUUCUUUGAUCCAGACCGCCGGCAUCCCAUGACUAAUCGUGUAGUUACCCUUUGGUACCGCCCCCUUGAGUUGCUUCUUGGUGCCACAGAAUAUGGUGUGGCCAUCGACCUUUGGAGUGUUGGUUGCAUUUUAGGAGAGUUAUUGGCUGGGAAACCUAUUAUGCCUGGACGUACGGAGGUGGAACAACUGCAUAAGAUAUACAAACUUUGUGGAUCACCUUCUGAUGAGUAUUGGAAGAAGUCAAAGAUGCCUAAUGCUACCUUGUUUAAACCUCGACAGCCAUACAGGAGGUGUAUAAGAGAGACAUUUAAAGAUUUUCCACCUUCAUCUCUGCCCCUUAUUGAGACUCUUCUUGCUAUUGAUCCAGCAGAACGAAAGACUGCCUCAGAUGCUCUAAGAAGUGAGUUCUUUACCACAGAACCUUAUGCUUGUGAUCCUCUUAGUCUUCCAAAAUAUCCCCCAACAAAGGAAAUGGAUGCUAAACGACGGGAUGAUGAAGCAAGGAGAUCAAGAGCUGCUGGCAAAACUGGUGUUGAUGGUCCAAAGAAGCAUCGGAGUCGCGAACGCGCUGCCAAAGCUGCUCCUGCUCCAGAAGCCAAUGCUGAGCUUCAAUCCAACGUGGAUAGAAGGCGAUUAAUCAGUCAUGCAAAUGCAAAGAGCAAGAGUGAAAAGUUUCCUCCACCGCAUGAAGAUGGACAACUUGGCUUUCCUUUGGGAUCUUCUAAUCACAUUGAUCCAGAUAUCAUACCUUCUGACAUCUCUUUGGGUUCAACCUCGUACACCUUUUCAAAGGAACCAUUCCAAGCUUGGUCAGGUCCAAUUGGUAAUCCUGCCAGCAUUAGUAAGCAGAAGAAACACACUACUGGUGAUGAUGCAUUGGAUUUGUCAAAAUCAUACAAAGGAACUCUCAAGCAUAAAGUUAAAGGAAAAAAAAUCCCAGCCUAGAUACUAGGUACAUUCUUGUAGAGUCAAAUUAAGAAAGAACAUGUUCUGUUGCCCCAUUUUUGGUGUUGGAGUCCAUCUGCUUGAAAAUGUGUCAUGCUACAUGCUUGCUUCUUAAGGUUAAUUCCUUAUUAUCAAGGAGUAUAACCAUUUUCCCCCAUUUUUAAACCUCCAUUUUUUUUUCAUAGUUUAAUCUUUUGGAUUUUAUUUAUACAGAGGUUUUUCUGGGGAACUUGUUAAGUCUGUUGGUAUUACAGAGAAUUACUGUGAUGUACAUCGUGAUUUUUUUUUUUCAUUGUCAAUAUCUGAAUUAUAUUUCACACA
Vigna unguiculata (cowpea) is the source of this 2440-nucleotide messenger RNA. Its product is annotated as putative serine/threonine-protein kinase At1g54610. Gene Ontology annotation, molecular function: RNA polymerase II CTD heptapeptide repeat kinase activity; ATP binding. Gene Ontology annotation, biological process: protein phosphorylation; positive regulation of transcription elongation by RNA polymerase II. The record is from RefSeq and is a predicted model, not a curated record. Gene Ontology annotation, cellular component: cyclin-dependent protein kinase holoenzyme complex; nucleus. NCBI's taxonomy places the organism in Eukaryota, Viridiplantae, Streptophyta, Magnoliopsida, Fabales, Fabaceae.